Molecule: messenger RNA, 468 nt
Organism: Plasmodium reichenowi
Lineage: Eukaryota; Apicomplexa; Aconoidasida; Haemosporida; Plasmodiidae
Exons: 2
Coding region: 1-468 (155 amino acids)
Source: RefSeq, a predicted model, not a curated record
AUGAUGUUUAAAUUUCCAUGUUUUCGAGAUAAAAAAUGGAUAAAGGAAAAAGGAACAAAUAUGCAAUACCCCCACGAAUUUUUAAAUGUUCAGUUUCGUCCUGAUUUUUUAAAAAAUUAUGAACAUACCAAAGAUUUUGAGAAAAAAAUUGAGCAUGUUAUAAAUCAAAUAAAAACAGCUUUAUUUCGACAAGCUAUAUAUAAAAUACAAAACGUUGAAGUGGUAGCUAUGCAUGAAUGUAAAGAUGAUCGCGUUUUAGAAAAAAUACAACAAAUAAAUGGAUAUGAAAAUAUUAAAUUAGGUGAUAAAAAAGUUUUAUGUGAUGAAAUAUGGACAGUCACAAGAUGUGAUAAGAAAUUUUCAUAUUGGAUACGUUAUUAUGAAGAAGAUAAAAAUGGUUAUUCCUUAUCGGUAUUACCAACUCAAUUAAAAAAUAUUUAUUAUUUUUUAAAAUAUUAUUAUUUUUAA